This is a messenger RNA of Suillus bovinus, 1613 nucleotides long. RefSeq lists its product as uncharacterized. The record is from RefSeq and is a predicted model, not a curated record. The transcript has 10 exons. Bases 100 to 1545 code for a protein of 481 amino acids. NCBI's taxonomy places the organism in Eukaryota, Fungi, Basidiomycota, Agaricomycetes, Boletales, Suillaceae.
CUAUCCAAAUUUAAACCCAGAUUUACCAGUCCAUCUAUAAUCGACGGCUUGCCUCAUUAGACGGACUCAAGACGGACUGGUCACCAGUCUACCUACACCAUGGGCCGUCGCAAACGCGCUACCUCUGUUUCAUCGUCCUCAAAACCCGACAGUUCUAGCUCAUCCCAGUCUGUAGUAGCUGUACCUCCGAAGAAGAUCUCGAAGAAAGUCACCCGGCCAAAAAAAAGGCGCCGUUCAUCUGAUGAUGAGGAGAAAGUGACGAAUAUGGAGCCUGAGACUGACCCUCACGAAGAAUUUGUUGCUGCAUCGCGUUGUAUAGCGCGCUGCAUUGACGUGUUUUGUAAGACAGAACAACUUAUCACUGUAGGUCUUUCUCUGCAGCAGCGUGACGCUGCAGAGAAUGGUGAUUUCUUGGAAGACGAAGAUCUCCGGGCUAGUCGCAACAAGCGACUCUCGAAAAUGUCACCUAAGGUCCAAGAGCGAUAUAAGAGGAAUUUCGCUCGGCUGCUUCAACUCGCUCCGAGCUUGAAACCUCUACUUGGCGACCCUCGGAAAGCCUCAGAACUUAAUGCCAUCACCAAGAAGAUGGAUGCUACUAUCUCGGCUACUCGUUCUGAGGAUACUUCACGCCUGAAGAGCCAAAUCGGCCAUUAUGCGGCCUUCAACACUAAGGAUCACGCAAUAUGUCCAGCUAUAUACAACGGAAGUGGUUCACGUACUCACAUGGGUAUCAACCAUCCUGUUCUAACGCGCUUUCUCUGUCCGGUCAGGGAACUUAAGAGAUUUUCAGAGGACGCCGACAAGGCACUUAAAGACAUACAGUGCGGCAAGGUUAACUUGACCGCAUCCGCACUUCCCGCAUUUCUAUGGGCCGGAGACCCACCAGGUAAAGACUACGACGAUGACAACAUGUUCGAAGGCAUGUUUGAUGGCUACUUAUUGGAGCGGACUAUGCGGCACAUUUUUACAAGUCCCUCAAGUGCAUAUGGGGGAGAGACGCGUGCGACACGCACCUGCAACGCUGCUCUACACAACAUGACCACAGUGGAAGCAGCGCAUAUAGCCUAUGGUUGUUUACAGGUUCGUUUUGGUAUCAGCGCUAAGAACGCUUGGUCCGAAAUUGAUGGUGCUUUCAACUACCGGGACUUCUACAACAAUGUCGUCGAGCUUAUCGAAGAUUCACCUGAUCCGGAAUGGAAGGAAGAAUUCCUCAAAGCUUGGAACGUGAAACUAUUCAAGAAUGAGGAAGGCCGUGACAGCAACAGGACUCAAGAUAAUGACAAAGUCUCUGCCUCUCGUGAAAAUAGAGAUAACGACUUAACGAGAUUCCACGCUCAAAUGGCAGCACGUCGUGCAGCGAAGGUAGUCCUAACUCCAGCUCCACCCCAUGAGCCGACUCCAGCCCCUUCUACUCGCGAGCCAACUCCACUUCCACCUCCCCUUGCUCCUAAACCUAAGUCAGUUGCCAAGCCAAAGUCAGCUGCCCCUGCUUAUUCUGUACAUGCCGCGUCACAUGCCCCAAGUGAUCUGACAGAGGCUGAGUAAGGAUUCCGAACCCGUCCAGAUUGCGGCCAAACGCAAGACUAAGAAGGCUGGCAGCUGUUCAACAAAGC